UAGUAUUUAGUAGCAGUUGUCGAUUGACAGCAGAUAGAAGUGGAAGACGAUAAUUAUAUAUGUGAUUAUUUGUGUUGGUGAUUUUUGUGUAGUUUAUAGAUGUAAAAAAUCAAAACAUACAAUUUUUUUAAUAAUAUUUCACUCGAUUUAAGUUAUUGUCAAUCAAGAUAUAAAUAAACUCUAUCUUUUAAAUUAAAUGUGCACUUAAAAUAGAUAUUAUUUCUAGUAGGUAUCGUUUAAGUUUAAAUUGCUGUUUGUCGUGGUUUAAUGUAACGAAAAAUUGGGUUUUCACUUAUACAAUAGCCACAUCAAGGUAUUCAUUGAACAGAGUAUUAUCUCAAGAUGAAAGAUUGGCACAAGUUGUUUCCAAACAAGGAGGCGUUUAUAGUUUUUUCAUUAUACAUAAUUUUAUUUGUUUUUCAGGGUGUCUUUAUUACUGCUUCAAAAACUGAAAAUGGUGUUUAUGAUUACAACACUACACUAGUUGUAUUUUUAUCAGAACUAUUAAAAUUGGUCAUUUCAGCUACUCUGUACACAUUAAAACGCGAAAACAAACCCCAUCUUUUUAAAGCUAUAGUCAAAGAUUAUAAUCUAUUACUCCUGUACUUUAUACCUUCACUGUUAUACUGUUUCUAUAAUAAUUUAGCAUUUAUAAAUUUAUCACAUUAUGAUCCAACGUCAUACUAUAUACUACUACAAUUUAGAGUGGUCUUAACAGCUAUAUUGUUCCAGUUUCUCUUUCAGAAAAAACUUGCUUUUGUACAAUGGAUAUCACUGGGAAUUCUAACAAUAGGAUGUAUGAUUAAAAACUUUGAUGCAGCUUCAGUCAAAUCAAAAGGUGAUACUGAUCUAUGGUCUCAAAUAUUCAACAUGUACUUUUUGUCAAUUAAUUUUCAAAACUUUUGUUCUUGCCUUGCUGGGACAUACAAUGAAUAUUUAUUGAAAACUAAAGGAUCAAAUGUAGACAUAUUUCUACAAAAUGUUUUUAUGUACAUUGAUUCAUUGCUAUGCAACUUUUUCAUCCUCAUAUGUAAGGGAGAAGUAACUACAAUGUUUCAAGAUUUACAAUCCUUAGGCGAUAUAUUUGUAAUAUUAAUAACAGUGAACAGUGCAAUUGUAGGUAUUGUAACCAGUUUCUUCUUAAAAAAUUUAAACUCUAUAUUAAAAACAUAUGCCAGUGCAUUAGAAUUAAUCAUUACCGCCAUAGUGUGUUACAUUUUGUUUAAAAUUGUAAUAACAGGAUAUACAAUUGUAUCAAUAUGCUUAGUUGUGAUCGCAGUUGCCAUGUAUUUUAGAAAUCCUGUUAACAAUGUCAAUAUUAACAAUAGCAGUGAAAAAGAUACAAGAGAUUUGAAACCACUUUUAAAUGUUGUAGUUGAUUAACAUGGUGGUCUAGACUGCGAAACUUGUAAAUAUUAUUAUUAUUUUCCUCUAAAUGCAUGUCCAACUAUGACAUAUAAACAACAUUUUAACAAAAAAAAGUUAUGAAAUUGUGCUCUUGCAUGAAAUUUUUAUACAAGGUCAGACUAUUGUGUGAUGUGUACAAUGUACAUCUGUAUAAUUUUAUUUUCAAGCACAUGAUACGGUCUAAACUGGCUGUUUUACAUGACAUGUAUAGAACAUCUAUACAAAAAAAAUAUAUUCAUAAACAUUAAACAGAGAUAAAGGUUACCUAUAACAGAAAUCCAUAAAAUGUUGAGCUAAUCUCUAUUGUGAAUAUUAUGUUACCCUUUAGAGUAUAUCACUAAAUACCUUGUAUAAAACAAAGUUGCUUUCUUUGUCCCUAUGUCCCUUUGUAUGCUUAAAUCUACGCAACGGAUUUUGAUGUGGUUUUUUUUUAUUGAUAGAUUGAUUCAAGAAGAAGGAUUUAGUAUAUAAUUUAUUAGAUUUUAGACGAAGCGGGCGAAGCCGCGGGCGGUUAGCUAGUACUUUUUAAUAUGGUUUUUAGUUUCAAGAUCCAAGCUAUAAAAUUAUAAAUUGUUGAUGUAAUAUAUUUUAAGCAACUAGCUACUGAAACUCAAAUGUUUACUAAUUUAAUUAAGUUACCUACUUUUUAAAUUAUUUACAAAAAAAAUCCUGUGUUGUAUUGGCAUUUGUAUUAUACAUACGUAUUAUAUACUUAGGUUUUAUUGGUAUUGUUUGGGUUGAUUUUGUACAUGUUGACAUAUUUUAUUGUUAAUAAAUUAGCACAUUUAAAAAUGGUUCCUUUAGCACCAAUCCAUUGGCAUAUUUUUAAUUUAUUUUAAAGUAUUUUAGAAUGAGAUUUUCCGUUAUAUUAGUUAGGUACUGAAAUAGCUCUUAUUAAAAAUAAUUAUUUGUAAAGAUUUUAUGAGGCUUUAUUUCAAAGUGAAUGGAGCAAGAUAUAAAUUGCAAUAAAUUGUAAAUAAUUUUGUAAACAUUUGUAAACUACAAAGAUCACAAUGAAAAAACUUGUUUUAUGAUUGAUCUCAAUCCCUAAAGAUCAUAUUUAUAUUGGAGCUUUAAUUUUAUAUUUCAUACUUUCAAGGACUUAAUGUUAUUUUUUAAUUAUGAUUGUGCUGUGCACUUUACAUAUAUUUUAUUUAUAUAAAAAAACAAGUACUCGCCAUUGAGGUAUUAUUACUACGGACGUAGUACAUAGUUACUCUCUUAGUUUAUGUAUUGUAUUUAUAUAUUAAAUUUUAUUAUUUAUAAAAAUUAAUAGGUGCUUUAUUUUAAAUUAUUAUUAUUCAGACAUCACAGUACAGUAAGAUUUGGACCUAGUAUCUGUAUGAAUAAUCAUCAGACUCAAUCAUAUAUAACAUAAACUAGCAACAUAUAAGCACAUUAUUAAAAUAUGACAAAAACAUUA
Colias croceus (clouded yellow) is the source of this 2830-nucleotide messenger RNA. RefSeq names its product UDP-galactose transporter senju (gene senju). The coding region runs from base 343 to 1383 and encodes 346 amino acids. Gene Ontology annotation, cellular component: Golgi membrane. The record is from RefSeq and is a predicted model, not a curated record. The transcript is spliced from 4 exons. Gene Ontology annotation, biological process: pyrimidine nucleotide-sugar transmembrane transport. NCBI's taxonomy places the organism in Eukaryota, Metazoa, Arthropoda, Insecta, Lepidoptera, Pieridae. Gene Ontology annotation, molecular function: UDP-galactose transmembrane transporter activity.